AUGUCUUUAUCUAUUGUUUUUCCUGUUCUUGAUAAAACAUUUAAUCAAUUUGUUGAAGAAUUGUUGGGUGAUGAUUUUGAUACUUUUUUGAAAUUAAAAAAUGAUAAUCGUAAAAAAGGAAAAGUUUUUGAAUAUUUUAUUUAUGAAUUUUUAAUAAAAAAUGGAAUUACUGCAGAGAUAAAUAUGACAUAUAUUUCAUUUUCUAAAGAUAUUUAUCGUACUUUAUCUGAUGGAAAUACUGAUGUUCAUGGUCAAUGUGGAAUUUUAAAUUAUUUUUGUCAAUGUAAAUACAAGAAUGAAAGAUAUAAAAUUCAAGCAAAUGAGAUGCGAGAAUUUCUAAAUUCUGUAUUGAGAAAAACUCAAUAUCAGAUCGGUUUUUUGGUAUCUAAUGUUGAGUUGGGUGAUAAUGCUUUAAAUGAAUUAAAUAUUUCUCCUGUUAAAGAUAGGGUUUGUGUUUGUUAUGAUUAUGAGAUUGUUGAAAAAAAAUAUGAAAAACAUGUGGAAAAACUUGAGAAAUAUAAUGAAAAAUUAGAAAAGGAGGUUAAAGAAAUUAAAGAAGAAGUUAAUGUUAUUAAGAAACAAAAUGAUUUAAUUUUAGAAAUUUUAAAAAAAAAAUAG
Scutellospora calospora is the source of this 618-nucleotide messenger RNA. The record is from the annotation of a GenBank genome assembly. NCBI's taxonomy places the organism in Eukaryota, Fungi, Glomeromycota, Glomeromycetes, Diversisporales, Gigasporaceae.